Molecule: messenger RNA, 1907 nt
Organism: Branchiostoma floridae (Florida lancelet)
Lineage: Eukaryota; Metazoa; Chordata; Leptocardii; Amphioxiformes; Branchiostomatidae
Product: low-density lipoprotein receptor-related protein 3-like
Exons: 6
Coding region: 112-1179 (355 amino acids)
Molecular function (GO): protein binding
Source: RefSeq, a predicted model, not a curated record
UUCCUGGAGGUGCGGCACUGCAACCUGUCGGGCGAGAUUUUACGAGAGUUGAGGCGAGACCUGGCGGUGGUGCCGGGUGUGCGAGAGAGAAGGUCCGGCGAGUUUUUCACCAUGUACUGCCCAGGAACAUGUCUAGCCGCGCUCCUGGUUUUGACACUGUUGGUUAAAGGAAGUAGUGCAUUUACAGUACACCUAACUGACCAGUGCGGAAAGAGCAUCAACAUCAAAAGUCACGGCGGCCAGGUCAACUCCCAGGCGGCGGUAACAUAUCCAGCCAACACCGACUGUGAGCUGACUCUACAGGCCGACUCCGGGAAACACAUCUACCUCCGACUGGAACGACUGGAUAUACCAGACGGAAGCGGACAGAAUUGCGGCGACAGCCUGCGUAUUUACGACGGUCCCUCCGCGACAGGAAGCGUCCUAGGCAGCCCAAUUUGCGGCUCCAGUGCCGGCGGGGAAUAUGAGUCAACAGGGGACGCCGUGACCUUGAAGUUCACCUCUGAUUCCGACAAUCAGCGAGGCAGUGGUUUCCUGCUUGUGUAUGCCGCAUUUGACAGUGGUUCUCCUUGCGACAAUGCCGAGUUUGAGUGCGGGAACGGCCGCUGCAUAUCCCGGGACCUGAGGUGUGACCUGGCGGACCACUGCGGAGACAACACUGACGAGAGCAGCAGCGAUCUCCACGCCAACUGUGCAAAUGUAGCGGCUGUGAAUGGCGUAACUGCUGCUCAGUCACGCGGCCUCGGCGUGGGAGUGAUCGCCGCCAUCGCGAUCGCCGUCAUCCUCUUCGUCGUCCUGAUCGUCCUGGCCGUCUGCUUUUUCAUCCUGCACCAACAGAGCAGCAGCGCCUCCCAGGGGAUCGAUUCGGAAAAGCAGGAGCCUGUUCUACAAACCGUUGCUUACACCAGCAACCCGGCCAUGGCCAAACCGGCCCGCGUGGAUGAGGACAACCUCGCCAUAACGGAGCUUAGCGAGUCAUCGUCCUCGCUCCAGCCCCCUCCGGCCCAGCAGCCCCGUCCAGAGGAGCCCGAGCUCUACACAGAACAAGAGGCCACCGAGGAGGCUGCUAAGCCAGUCUACCCUGACGCGGUGCCCGGGCCGCCUACGUACAUACCGCCCCGGUCUCUGUCACCUGCCGCGUCCCCGGCCAGGUCUAUCACACCCGUGGAACAGGCAUAAAUGAAAUGUAUACUACUAUGAUAACAAUAUCAUUGUUAUUAUUAUAGCCUGUUGGAGUUUAUCAUUGAGAACAAUGCUGCGUAUGGUAAAAGUAUUCAUAAAGAGUUUUAAGAUAUAAAUAUUGUAAAAAAAACGUUGAUCCAGAGAUGUCUACAAAAACACAGCUUUGAUUGAACUUCCUUGGAAUGUGACGAUUACGGUUUCAAUAACUUUCAUGUCUCUCCAUGUGGUUUGAACGAAAAACGAUUUCAAAACUUUUAGAACUUAAACAUUUGCUAGUACCAUUCCGUCGUUGUAUAGUUUAAUUGUAUAUACUAUUCGAUACUCUCCUUGGGUGUCAAAUAAUCUACAUCUGAUGGAUACUGUGACAGAAAUUGUAAAAAGAAAUUGUAAAGAAAGUGGGAGUUCUUUAUAUACAAUGAAAAUAUCUGUCACUGUCAUACAUAUCGGGGACCAACCUAUGGGUUUGAUGGUGUCAAUGGGAAGUUUAGAAUGAGCAAUAGUUAAGUAUGGAAAUGUAACUAAUUACGGUUUUUGCACCCGUUUGGUAGUAUGUUAAAGUAUACUAUAUGUAUAUAUUUUGGCCAUCAUGAUAGAAAGUUGAGUAUUGUGAUAGAAAGCAGAGUGUUGUAUCAUGUACCAUUAAAAAACAAAGUUUUUCCGUCCAUUUAUAAAAUGUGUCAAAUGAAUAUCACAAAUAAAGACAACUUUUGUUGUAUGAAACUGUA